UCUCCUUUCCCUUUUUCCCUCUUAUAAAUGUCUACUGAAGUUACUUUUCCAAAAACUUCAAGUAUCAUUCUUACCUCUUCCUCCCUCAAUCAUGUCUCUUUGAUCAUAUCCCCAUGAUUUUGAGAAUUUGAUGUAAUCAUUUCCUUUUUCGACUUACCGUCUCCACUCCUCUCUCCCUUUUCCAUUAUUCACUUAAUCCCACUUCGCAUAAUUACAAGCCCAAAUCUACACGUGGCCUCUCCAAGGAUACCUGGUCGAUCUCAUAUUCAGAUAUAAUAAAGUUAAAUCAUUUGCAGGUUGUGAUCUCUUUUCAUGCGAUGCCUCUCGCUGUUUGUGCGUGCGGGAGCCGGCAGUCUCGUUCUCUGUUCAUGCUCUGGGUUAUGUCUUCUUCUUGUUCUUCUCUUUACUUCACUAUCUCUUUCUGCCGCUGAUUCUCGUCCAGCAAUACUUCUAAUUAUUCAAAGAAUAUAAGCAAGAAAAUACAGAGAGAGAGUGAGAGAUAAAGUAGGAAAUGAGAAAAGCUGGUUGCAUUAACCGUGCAAAUCGAAUAUCUAUUAGGCUUGUUUUUCAGUGCAUACGGGUCUUGAUCAGGAGAUCCAUUUAUUUCCUUCAGUACUGAAAUUGAUUAACAUAUUUCCACAUUUUUUUGUCGUCUCGAGAUCAUUCCUAACUUUUUUUUUUCCUUAGUUGAGAUGGGUCUGAUCGAACCCGUCUUCAUCUUUUACUUCCUUUAACGUACGCAAUCCAUGGGUGUGACCCCAUGGAUGUGAACUCCAUCGACCUCUCCGCCGUCGGAUUAUUCUUAGUUUUUGAUUCGUUUAGAUUUAGGAAAGAGUACUGAGACUGUAAGUGAUCAGAUCGAGAUGGGAAGGACUCCGUGCUGCAGUGCCGAAGGGUUGAAGAAAGGCGCGUGGACGGCCGAAGAAGAUCAGAAGCUCAUUGCUUAUAUUCAAGAACACGGCGAAGGUGGCUGGCGUACUUUGCCCCAGAAAGCCGGUUUACAGAGAUGUGGAAAGAGUUGCAGACUGAGAUGGGCUAAUUAUCUGAGACCUGAUAUUAAAAGAGGAGAGUUCAGUGCAGAGGAAGAAGAUAAUAUCAUUCGCCUUCAUGCUAUUCGGGGCAACAAGUGGUCAGCCAUAGCGAGGCGUUUACCAGGACGAACAGAUAAUGAUAUUAAGAACCAUUGGAAUACACAUCUUAAGAAACGCUUAGUCCAGAAAGGAAUUGACCCUGCAACUCACAAGCUCAUCAAUGGCGGAGCUCCCUCUCCUCAACAUGAUCAAAUAAACCCUACCCAAAACCAGACAACCUCAUCUAACCCUGAUGACGAUCUACCCUCACGCCCAUCUCGCCCUGUCUCUCUCUCCGCCAAGCUCCUCAACAGAGUUGCCACCAAGCUCGUCAUCUCAGACAACCACAACGCUCUCUCAGAAAUAAUAAAAAAUGGCGGUAACACGAUUAACAAUGUUAACGAUGUUCGUGAACGAUCAUUAAUGGAGUCUCCCACUGAAUCCAGAUUUUCCAGGAGUAAUUCCAUUACUUCUCGGCUGCUCAACAAAGUGGCCACCAGGCCUAACAUGUUACAAUCAAUCUUGUCGUCUUCAACACCUGCAUCAAGUCCUUCGGUUAGUAAUGGAUUAGUCGGAGGUAGCGUCCCGUUUUCGCCAUUAACGUACUGCGUUGAUCAUGAUACAGCUAAGGUGAUGAACGAAGAAGAAGAUUUCGUCAACAUGGUUCUUGCAGAAGACGACCAUGGAGCUACCGUUAACAACGUUGAUGAGUCUAGCUUUGAUAUUGACUCUUUGAGAGACUUUCUUCUUGAUGAUUCCGACAUUAGCGGUAGUACUGGAUCAGAUCAGACUUUCGUUAAUGGAGGAUCAGAAAGUAGUAACGAAGGUGGGGGAGUUGAAGAGAUUACAACUGCAAAUUAUUGGAACGAGGAUUUGGAAUUGGAAGAAAUUUAUGAUGGGUUCCUGGAUUUUAAUUAUGGAUCUCCGAAUGCACAGGUGUUCUGAUCAUCUGGAUCAUCAUCAUCUUCAAGUAGCUAGGUAGAUAAGGUUAAAGGAGUCAAGUACUUGAUUGAGUACGACUUCGUUUAGGUUCAUGGGAAAGCUGGAGUUUUAUGAAAAUGGCUUCUCUUGUUGAGAACCAGGAAGAGCAAUAAAGCGAAUCAAUUAAGGUUGAUUUGCAGGUCUCAGAACAUUCUCUUGCUAAAUAAUCGGACUUGGUUUGUUUACUUU
Messenger RNA from Carica papaya (papaya), 2240 nucleotides. Its product is annotated as transcription factor MYB34-like. The record is from RefSeq and is a predicted model, not a curated record. NCBI's taxonomy places the organism in Eukaryota, Viridiplantae, Streptophyta, Magnoliopsida, Brassicales, Caricaceae.